AUGGUGAGGGGCGCUGUGCGCAACAUGGAGCCCUGGAGAAACAAAGCCGCGGAGGAAGAAACGGUCGACGAGAGACUAGAUCGAUUGGAAUUGGAAGAGGCUGAAGCUGCUGGGGGAGAGGAGAAGAAUGCAAUGGCGGACCUUGAGGCUAAGAAUGCCGAUGCCAGGAGGGAAAUGGCCGCGGCAGACAUGUUGGAUGAGAUUCGACAACGGAAUGCAAGAAUACACCGGUCAGAGAAAGAGGGGACGGAUUACGCCGAUACUAUUGUGCGGGCCGAGGACGAGGAGCGCGCGAGGCAGGAGAAGGAGGACGAGGAAGCAGCAAAGAAGGCUUUCGCAGAUGCCCGGGCACGGAUAGAGACGCGGGUGGAUGGACUGGACGAUACUUCUAGCAGCGUCGGGAUGUCACAGCAACAAGCGAGUGUCGAUGGUGACUCUCCGAUAGUGCCUUUGGUUCCACCGCCUUCAUUUAAGCGGAUAGUGAAGAAGAAGAAGGACCAUUCAGCGCUGUUGGGUAUUAAGAAGAAGCCCACACUGCUUUGA
Molecule: messenger RNA, 543 nt
Organism: Metarhizium acridum CQMa 102
Lineage: Eukaryota; Fungi; Ascomycota; Sordariomycetes; Hypocreales; Clavicipitaceae
Source: RefSeq, a predicted model, not a curated record